AUGAGACGCAGUCGAGGAGGGCCCAGCUCUCCAUUCAGAUCAAAUGGAGCACCCAUACCAGAUUCGUUGUCCUUGAUUCGAUCGUUCAAUGUCGAGACCAACCCUUCCCGCCCAGUGCGGCCGUCCCCUCUCACAGCAUCAACCAUUCCCGACAUGCCACUAGACCUGGUUGAUCGCAUACGAUCUUUCCCACUCUUCGUCUCAGCACCAGACUCGUUCCUCGCGGCAAUUGGAAAGCAUCUGCGGCCCCAAGUACAUACUGCACACGACCAUGUUCUGACGGAGGGAGAUGAUGCCAAAGCGAUGUACUGGCUGGUGCGGGGUGCUGUGGCGGUCACGUCGCGCGAUGGCGAGGCAACAUACGCUGAAUUAAAACCAGGGGCUUUCUUUGGGGAGAUUGGUAUCCUAAUGGACGUGCCAAGAACUGCGACUAUAAUAGCAAGAACAAAAUGUUUGUUGGUUGUGUUGAAGAAGGAGGAUCUGCGCGCAGAGCUGCCAAACUUCCCCGAGAUGGAGCAAGCGAUUAUGGAAGAGGCCCAGGAACGACUUACCAUUCUAAAUAAGAAAAGAAAAGAAGGUGGAUAUGGUCCGAAGCUUGUUUCUACAUCAUUACCCUCACGAGGCGGUAAAGUUGCUCGUGAAGCAGCUCCCGGGGAAGUUUCCCAGGGUGACCAAGGAAUUAUUGAGAGGGGUAUCGUGAUUAACAAAAAGAAAAGAAAGUCACCAAGUCCGCAGGGGAUAGAAGAUCCCGCAGCAGGAAGUGCGCUCGGCAGUGGUUUCGUAAACGUGAGAAAGACUUUGAAAGAGUUGCCACUCUUUUCAACACUUCCUCCAGAGAUACUUCAUUUUCUGGGAUUGAGCGCCACACCCAAGACCUAUCCGCCGUUUACGGAUAUCAUUGUUCAAGGUUCUCCAGGAAAUGAGAUUUACUUUAUCGUCCGAGGCGAAGCCGAAGUAAUUCAUGAGACCACACCUGAGCACGAUGCAGAGCAGGCAAAAAGAGGCUCGUAUCUUUAUCCCCGACUAAAGCAAGGUCAGUAUUUUGGCGAAAUUGCAAGUCUAGCUUUGGCGCCUAGAAGGACAGCCACGGUGCGAGCAAUCACCACCGUGGAAUGCCUGAUGAUUAGCGGCGAGAUAUUGGAAGAACUUUGGAGAAGAUGUUCUCCAGAUAUCAGGCGGCAAGUUGAAGUAACAGCCAAAGAACGAAUACCGAGACCAGAAUCGGAAGAUACGCUGAUGACUGACGGAGAUGGAGACGAGUCUCCUAUUAGUCGACUAGAGAUCGAUGUUUCAUUGCGAACUCCACGUCGUGGGUCACUACCACAAGUUACCUUCACACCCUCCAAACCCGCUAGCCCUCAUAAGCCAAGCCGAGUUGAAGAUAAAGACAUCAUGGAACCUUUGGAUCCCGAUCCAUUUCUCAGCGUGGAUAUGGAUAAGAUGAGGACUAGGAAUGCAAGAAGGGGAUCAUUAGCUCCUCCCACACCAGAAACUCCUCCAUCCGAGGAAAAAGCUACCCCUCCAGGCCCCAGAACCAGAUCGAGAACUCAAACACCUACUCCGGCUAGACCUGCGCCUCAUUCCAUGACACCGCCAGACUCCAAUCGCCCUAAACGGCCAAAGACCGUUCAGCGACGACCCAGUCAGUACAACAGAGGCGUACUACCAGACGCGCUGCUUAUCUCUAUCUUCUCAUAUUUGGACAUAUAUCAGCUUAUGCGUCUGAGGACUGUGUCCCUGCAUUGGUCGAAGUUGCUGACCACAUCACCUGAUGUUUGCCACUAUCUCGAUCUAUCACUAUACAAUCGCAAGGUUACAAACCGGGCUUUGAUCGAUGUUAUUUGCCCAUUUGUGGGAAGACGAGCAAAAACCAUCGAUAUUAGCAAUUGUUUCCACUUGACCGACGAAGGAUUUUCUUAUCUGUCAAACAACUGCGGGACCUACUCCCAGUCAUGGAAGAUGAAAAGCGUCUGGGACAUUUCCGCGAAUGCGGUCCUCGAAAUGGCCAACAACGCCAAGGAACUUCAAGAGAUAGAUCUGUCGAAUUGCCGGAAAGUUAGCGAUAACUUGCUUGCCCGGAUUGUGGGUUGGGUUGUCACGGAACCAAACACACCGCAGAAUAACGCGGCUCGUCAGAAAGCAGGACAAGCUCAAACUAACCAAGUUAUACCUCCUGUGGGGACUGUUGUCGGCUGUCCGAAGCUGAAGCGGCUCAUAUUGAGCUACUGCAAGCAUGUUACAGACCGAUCCAUGGCACAUCUAGCUGUUCAUGCUCAUAGUCGACUCGAGUCUAUCGACCUUACCCGCUGUACCACAAUCACCGAUGGUGGCUUUCAGCAUUGGAGUAUUUACAAAUUCACGAAUCUCCGGAGGUUGAUCCUAGCGGAUUGUACAUAUUUGACUGACAACGCAAUUGUUUAUCUCACUAACGCCGCAAAGGGCCUCCGUGAACUAGACUUGUCUUUUUGCUGCGCUCUCUCUGACACUGCAACGGAAGUCCUCUCAUUAGGCUGUCCCCAUCUCUCCUCCCUCAAACUAUCAUUCUGCGGUUCUGCAGUUUCAGAUUCUUCUCUCCGCUCCAUUGGUCUACAUCUCCUGGAGCUUAAGGAACUAUCUGUACGCGGAUGUGUCCGUGUGACGGGCGUUGGUGUCGAGGCCGUCGUCGAAGGCUGCACCAUCCUAGAAAAAUUCGAUGUGAGUCAGUGUAAGAAUUUGGGACGAUGGCUUGAAAGUGGUGGCGUGGAGAGAAGUAGAAAGACGUAUGGGCGACGAGGGCGGAAGCCUCUGGUCUUUGAGAUUAGCAAGAAAGGCGGCAUUGGAAGCACAUUGAGGUGA
Molecule: messenger RNA, 2835 nt
Organism: Glarea lozoyensis ATCC 20868
Lineage: Eukaryota; Fungi; Ascomycota; Leotiomycetes; Helotiales; Helotiaceae
Product: RNI-like protein
Exons: 2
Coding region: 1-2835 (944 amino acids)
Molecular function (GO): protein-containing complex binding; protein binding
Source: RefSeq, a predicted model, not a curated record